This is a messenger RNA of Thunnus maccoyii (southern bluefin tuna), 15515 nucleotides long. RefSeq names its product protocadherin Fat 3. Gene Ontology annotation, molecular function: cadherin binding; calcium ion binding. The coding region runs from base 401 to 14722 and encodes 4773 amino acids. Gene Ontology annotation, cellular component: catenin complex; adherens junction; plasma membrane. Lineage: Eukaryota; Metazoa; Chordata; Actinopteri; Scombriformes; Scombridae. The record is from RefSeq and is a predicted model, not a curated record. Gene Ontology annotation, biological process: calcium-dependent cell-cell adhesion; homophilic cell-cell adhesion; adherens junction organization. The transcript is spliced from 54 exons.
ACUUGCGUGAAGCGUUGUGUUCUUCAUACCACAGCUAUCUCGGACCUUAACCUCACAGCAAAAGAACACUUAACUAUUUUAACGUCAGUUUUGUGUCAACUAUUGCAGAUAAAGCCGGGAUAGUCCGCUGCACUCAGGGUGACAGUAGUCAGGUGCAUGAAACUGGGGCAAUAGCUAUUUAGUUUUACGGGGAUGGCUGCAGCUCACUAGACAAUUGCCUGUCGGUAUAUGAGCACAUGAAUUUUCCAUUUCGCGCAUCACCACCGACCUCUGAGCGACUGUUUUGCACGUUUUGCUUUUCUUUCUUUUUAUCAUUACUGUCCGAGAGAGGAUGGGAAAGGAUUUACUUUUACUGAUUACAGCUGUUUCGCCUAAAGGGUGACUGGGUGAUGGAAUAGUGAUGAAACCUAAUCAGUGGGGAAUUAUGCUUCCUCUGCCCAGCUUCUCUCAUCUUUUCUAUUUUAUUUGCUUCUUCCUGAUCCUCUGUUUCCCCUCAAUCCAUGCCCAAUUCCUGCCGGAACCUAGGGCAGGACAAGGCCUGCUGCUCUUCACCCAACCUGCUUAUAAUGCUUCCAUCUUCGAGAACUCUGCUGCAAGAACUUAUACCAAAAGUGAGGUCAAAAUGGGAAUUACUCUUAGGCCACCUCGGUCUUUAGACAUUAAAUACUCCAUUCAGUCUGGAGACAAUGAAGGAAUCUUCCAGGCUGAGAACUUUGUAAUGGGAGACUUUUGUUUCCUUCGUAUACGCACUAAUGGAGGCAGUGGUGCCAUAUUGAAUCGCGAAGUACAAGACAAUUACACAUUGACAGUAAAGGCAUCUGCCCAAGGAGGCUUAGAAGCCUUAACCACUGUUUAUAUUAAGGUAUUGGAUACCAAUGAUCUCCGACCUCUCUUCUCCCCAACCUCCUAUUCAUUUGUCGUGUCUGAGAGUGCCCCUCUGGGUGCCAGCAUAGGACGUGUAACGGCCACAGAUGCUGACGUCGGCUCCAACGGAGAGUUUUACUACUUCUUCAAGAACAGAGUUGAACUCUUUGCUGUCCACCCAACCAGCGGGGUUAUCACCCUAACAGGCCGGCCCAGGAUGGAUAGACAAGAUCGAUUUGAGCUGGAGGUGCAGGUGGUUGACAGAGGGAUGAAACUCUACGGGAAUAAUGGCAUCAGCAGCACUGCUAGGCUUGUCCUAACUGUGGAGAGGAUUAACGAAUUUGCUCCUGUUCUCAGUGCAGUUGCUGUCAUUCCAUCCUGGGCGGACAAUGACCCAGUCUACGCCAAAGUGACUGUGGAGGACAAAGAUGAGGGGGUAUCGGGGGAUAUAGAGUGGGUGUCCAUCAUUGAGGGUGACCCCUUUGAACUGUUUGUAGUUGACCGAUCGCCAGUCGGGAACGAGUAUAGGGUUAAAACAUCAGAAUUGGUUGAAUGGGAUAAAUUCCCUUAUGGCUGCAACUUAACCUUCCAGGCUAAAGACAGGGGUGUACCUCCUAAGUUUUCCAAUAUCCAAGUUGUUCAGUUGUUGGUUACAAAGCCAGACCCAGUGUUGGCGAAUUUUGAGAAAGAUGUUUAUGUAGUCAAUCUGAGCGAAAUAGCUCCUCCAGGCACUAUUGUAGAGGUGGUGAAAAUCUCCCCGGCUCCUCUGAGUGUCAAUUACAGCUUCAGCAGCCUCUCGGAUCCAAUGUACUUUGAUAUAAACCCUUUGACUGGAGUUAUUAUGACCACAAGGCAGCUGACAAGGAUAUCGCAGGAUUUCAUGGAGAUGGAGGUGGUUGAUAGCAUUAGUCAGCAGCGAGCAAGGGUCCAAAUCACCAUAGAGGAUGCUAAUGACAACACUCCAGUAUUCAGCAGGCCAUUCUAUGAUAUUGCAAUCAACGAGAGCUUACUUGUAGGCACUGUCGUUCUUGUAGUGUCUGCUGUGGAUGAUGAUAAAGGAGAGAAUGGGUACGUAACCCACACAAUCAGUGGUGAGCAGUCUCUACCAUUUACCAUAGACCAGGACUCAGGGGAGGUGAGAAUCACAAGAGACCUGGACUUUGAGUCAUCAGAUGAUAUCUACACUUUUACAGUGCGGGCCUCGGAUUGGGGUUCACCUUACAGAAGAGAGAAUGAGGUUAAUGUCUCUAUCCGUCUUAUAAAUAUCAAUGACAACCAGCCUCUUUUUGAGAGGGUCUCUUGCCGGGGCAUGAUAAGCCGGGAUUUCCCUGUCAGUCAGACUAUUGUCACCAUGUCAGCUAUAGACAUGGAUGAGCUUGGAAUGGUAAAGUACAAGAUACUGUCUGGGAACGAAUUAGACUAUUUUAACUUAAAUCCAGAUUCUGGGGCUUUGUCAUUAAAAAGAUCGUUAGCAGUGGCUAAUUUAAAAAGUGGGAUAUUCAACUUGAAAAUAGUUGCAACAGAUGGAGAGAUGUUCUCUGAUCCGAUGUUUGUGAAUGUAUCUGUGGUUAGGGGCAGGAUGCCACCCAAGGGGUUCAACUGCAAGGAGACCAGGGUAGCCCAGUUGUUGGCAGAAAAAAUGCUCUCAAAAGCAUCUUCCAUGGCUAGACCAAGACCAAUUGAGAGAUAUACAGACCUUUUCUCCAUGAACAAAGAGGCUCCACAGUUUGAGGCAUUGCCUACUAGUAUUCUAGUGAGAGAGGACCUUGCUGCUGGUGCAAGUGUAUUUCAGGUGAAAGCACGAGAUGGUGAUACAGGCUUCAAUGGCCGUGUCCUCUUUUCCAUAUCUGAUGGCAAUAAAGAAAAUUGCUUCAAUAUCAACAUGGAGACUGGGUUGAUAACUGUAUUGCAGCCACUUGACCGUGAGCGAUCGGAUCGUUACUUCCUCAAUAUCACCAUCUACGAUCAGGGCGUCCCUCAGAUGUCCAAUUGGAGAUUGCUGACUGUGAUCAUUGAGGAUGCUAAUGACAAUGACCCCCAGUUCUAUCAGGACAGUUUUUCUGUUCUUGUUUCAGAGAACUCUGCCAUUGGUACGGAAGUCAUCACCAUCACUGCAUUCGACAAAGAUAUGGGUCAAAAUGGACAGCUGUCCUACAUUUUACAGACUAGUGUCCCCCAGUUUGGUAUUGACAGUGAAACUGGAAGUGUAUUUGUUGCUAGCCACUUGGAUAGGGAAACCUUCCCAACGUUCACAUUGAAGAUUGAGGUGAGAGACAAGGCUGAAAGAGGUACCCGAAGGUCAUCAGUGACUACUCUAAAUAUAAUAGUGGAGGAUGUCAAUGAUUGUGCCCCAGCUUUCAUCCCUAGCAGCUAUAGUGCUCGAGUACUGGAGGACCUCCCACUAGGGGCUGUGAUUACCUGGGUGCAGGCUAAGGACCCAGACAUUGGCCCUGGUGGACAGGUCCAAUACUCCUUGUUCAAUGACUUCAAUCGAACUUUUGAGAUUGAUGCUGUGAGUGGGGUGUUGAGGAUAAGAAAGGAGCUGGACUUUGAGAAACAACAGUUUUUCAACCUGACCUUGAUUGCUGAAGACAGGGGAGUACCCAGCCUCAGCAGUCAGACAUUUGUGGAGGUGGAGGUGGUGGAUGUCAAUGAGAAUUUGUAUGCACCCUACUUCUCUGACUUCACUGUGAGAGGCUCAGUGAAGGAGAACUCUCGUGCAGGCACAAGCGUCCUGACAGUCAGCGCUAAGGAUGACGACAAGGGACGAGAUGGCGUCUUGAGGUACUCUGUCAGAGGAGGCAGCGGACUGGGCACUUUUACCAUUGACGAAGACACAGGGGUGAUUUACACUGCUGGGAUCCUGGACUGUGAGACCAAAGACUCCUACUGGCUUACAGUCUAUGCCACAGACAGAGGGGUUACACCUCUGUCAGCUUCUAUUGAAGUCUUCAUUCAGGUAGAGGAUGUCAAUGACAAUGCUCCCCUCACCUCGGAUCCUAUCUACCACCCAGUCGUCAUGGAGAACUCUCCAAAGGAUGUUUCAGUCAUUCGUAUCCAAGCACAGGACCCUGACCUCACUGCUACGCCUAGUCGUCUCAGUUAUCGUAUCACUGCUGGCAACCCACAAAAUUUCUUCUCUAUCAACCCAAAAACAGGGCUGAUCACAACAACCGCGAGGAAACUGGACAGAGAACAACAGGCAGAGCACUUCUUAGAGGUAACAGUCAUAGAUGGCCCAGUGACCACCCGCCAGUCUACUGUGUGGGUCAUAGUUCACAUCGAGGAUGAGAACGACAACCCGCCCACCUUCCCGGAGGUCACCUACCGCAUCAGCUUGCCCGAACGAGACCGCAACAAACGGGGUGAACCGGUCUACCGUGUCUUUGCUUAUGACCGUGACUUGGGAGCCAACGGCAACAUCACCUACAGCAUUAUUGAUGGUAAUGAGGAUGAAAAGUUCACAAUUGACCCCAGGACUGCUAUGGUGUCAUCAAAGAAGAUGGUGACGGCAGGCAACUAUGAUAUCCUCACUAUAAAAGCAGAGGACAGCGGUGAUCCCCCAUUAUGGUCUACUGUCAAACUCCAUGUGGAGUGGAUUCGCAAACCUGUCCCAUCGCUGCUGCCUCUAAUGUUGACACAGAAGUUCUACAAUUUCUCAAUAUCUGAGACAGCUGCUAUAGCUCAGCCUGUGGGAGUUGUUGCUGUGAGCCAGUCGAGCACACCUGUUUGGUUCAAUAUCAUCGGAGGACGGCUCGCCAGAGAAAUGUUCUACAUUCCGCAGAAUGCGUGUGGAAGAAACUGCUCACUUGACACAGGGAGCUUUGACAUGCAGUUUGACCUUCAAGUGGGGGUGGGGACUCUAGUUGUAGCCAAGCCGUUGGAUGCAGAGGUGCAGUCUGUGUACAACAUGACUAUACAGGUGACAGAUGGGACCAACUUCGCCACCGCACAGGUGUUCAUCCGGGUACAAGACAGCAAUGACAACCCUCCAGUCUUCUCACAGCCUGCCUAUGAUGUCAGUGUCUCUGAGGACGUACCAGUGGACAUGGAGCUGCUGCGGGUCAGGGCAUCGGACAUGGACGAGCGUGCCCGUUUGAGCUUCUCCAUCUAUGGCAGUGUAGACCCGGCCAGUAUGAGACUGUUCAGGGUCAAUCCUGGUACGGGGGUUGUCUACACUGCAGACAGGCUGGACUAUGAGGCCAGAACACAGCACAUCCUCACUAUUAUGGUCAAGGAUCAGGAGUUUCCAUUUAAUCGUGACCUGGCUCGUAUCCUGGUGGCAGUGGAGGACUCCAAUGAUAACAUCCCCUACUUCACAAGCACCGUAUAUGAUGCUGUGGCCUACGAGUCUUCUCCCAUAGGCACUUCUGUAGUGCAAGUGACUGCCCUUGACAAAGACAAUGGGAUUAAUGGGCAACUCACCUAUACUAUGGAAGCAGGUAACACCGGCGGUGUGUUUGGCAUAGAUAAUGCCACUGGCCUUAUCUCCAUUGCCAGGGACCUGGACCUCACCUCUGUGGGCUUUUACACCCUCACUGUGCGUGUCACUGACAGUGGAUUUCCUCCAUUAAUGGCCACGGCUUCAGUUCGCAUCUCCUUGAUACUCUCUGACUUCUCCAAACCCAAAUUCUCUCAGAAGGAGUAUCAGGCUGAGAUAAUGGAGAACAGCACCAUUGGAACAUACGUGACCACCGUUAGCGCUCUCAGUCGCUCAGCGCUUACUUAUGGUAUCACCAGGGGCAACGAGGACUACUGCUUCUUUAUUAACCAUCAUACUGGUGUAAUCAGCACACGCAGACUGCUUGACUUUGAGCAAACAACAUCCUACUUUCUGGUGGUGCAUGCCUUGAGCAUGGCUGGAGUGGAGGCCAGCACCACUGUCAUCGUCCAGGUGGGGGACGUCAAUGAUAGCCCACCAGUCUUUCAACAGAUCAGGUACGUCGGUGCAAUCAGUGAGGCUGCUCCAGUCAACAGUGUGGUUCUGGGAGAAGAUGGUAACCCUCUAGUCAUCCAGGCGACCGAUAGUGACCGCAAUCACAACGCCCUGCUAGUGUUCCAGAUCAUAGACGAGACCGCUCGCAUGUUUUUCAGUGUGGACUCAGGGACUGGAUCGAUUCGAACGAUUGCCAGCCUGGACUAUGAGACCUUCUCUGAGUUCCUCUUCAAGGUUCAUGUUAGAGACAGUGGUCAGCCUCCUAGGAGUGCUGAGAGCCCAGCAGAGGUCUUUAUAAAGGUGAUCAACAUCAAUGACUCACCUCCAAGGUUCUCUCAGGACAUGUACGAGGCAGUCCUCCUCCUGCCAACCUACAUGGGAGUCGAGGUCCUGAGGGUCGAAGCUUUUGACCCCGAUAUGAUCUCUGACGUCAGCCUUAACCCUGACAAGUCCACCACCCCCCUGCUAGUCUACUCUCUGGUGGACAGCAACCUGGAGCACUUCUCUGUGGGGCGCUACACUGGGGUUGUGACUGUCAUUAAUCAGAACCUCAGUAAAGACCGCUACCGCUUCAAUGUGAAGGUAUGGGAUGGACGUUUCUCCAGCAUGACGUUGGUCACAGUGCUUGUCCGAGAAGCUAUAGACAGUGGCUUUCUCUUCACCUUCCCGGUUUACUCCGCCUCCAUCCCGGAGAAUAUACCCAAUGUGACUGUAGUGACUGUUGUCAACACAGUCGGCCACCUCCUUAAUGAGCCACUGAAGUACACUCUGCUGAACCCUGGUGGACGCUUCACAAUUCGGCCGACCUGCGGAGUGGUGCUCACCACCGGUGUGCCUUUUGACCGAGAGGAGAAAGAGAAUUAUGAGCUGGUAGUGGAGGUCAGCAGAGAAGAUGAGAUACUGAGGGUGGCCAGAGUCACCGUACAAGUGCAGGUGGAGGAUGUGAACGACAAUGCCCCAGAGUUUGUGAACCUCCCCUACUACGCUGCAGUGCAGGUGGAAGCAGAACCAGGAUCAUCUAUUUUCAGGGUUUCAUCCACUGACCAAGACAAUGGUCUGAAUGGAGAGGUGACUUACAGCCUGAAAGAGCAACACAGGAACUUUCAGGUUAAUCCUGUAACAGGAGAGCUGACCCUAAAGAGGUCCUUCGAGGCAGACUUAUCUAACGCAGAGUACAAGGUGGUCAUCGUGGCCACUGACAGUGGCUUCCCCCCUCUGUCCAGCGAGGUGGAGCUGCCUGUUACUGUCGUAAAUAAAGCCAUGCCAGUGUUUGACAAACCCUUCUAUGGUGUCACUGUCAGAGAGGAUGUGGCCAUCUCCACCUCUGUCCUGUGUAUCAAUGCCACCAGUCCUGAAGGCCAGAAUGUCAUCUUUACCAUCACGGAUGGAGACCUUUCCCUCCAGUUUGACAUUGGCUUCGACACAGGAAUCAUCAAUGUGAUUUACCCGUUAGACUAUGAGACCAUGCAGUACUACCGGUUAACAGUGAAAGCCACAGAUACACUGACAGGGGCCAAGUCUGAGGUCGACGUGGACAUUGUCGUGCUGGACAUGAACGACAACCCGCCAUUGUUUCAGAACACGUCAUACUCCGCUGUGCUUGCUGAGAACUCCAUGAUUGGAACGACCGUGUUACAGGUGUUUGCCCAGGACCAAGACUCUGAAAAGAACGCCGUGGUGAGUUAUCAAAUCCUGUCUGACAUCUACAACAGCACCGACUACUUCAACAUUGACAGUAACAGCGGACUGGUAUUCACGGCACGCUUGCUUGACUAUGAGCUCAUCCAGCGCUACAACUUCAUUGUCAGAGCGACGGACAGUGGAGACCCUGCCCUCAGCAGCGAUGUUAGUGUCACUGUAACUGUUACUGACACAAAUGACAACCCACCUAAUUUCAGCCAAGCGCUAUACGAAGCCUUUGUCAGCGAGCUGGCUCCCCGAGGACACUUUGUGACCUGUGUUCAAGCGUCGGAUGCUGACAUCUGUGAUGCACAUAGGCUGAGGUACAGCAUUCUCUCUGGGAAUGAGAGAAUGACUUUCAUGAUGGACCCCGAUACAGGUGUGCUUAGUCUGUCUAAUAAGAGGAGACAAGGCAUGAAACUCUCAUAUCAGCUCAAUGUGUCUGUGUCAGAUGGAGUCUUCACCAACACUGCUCAGGUGAUUGUACGAGUCCUCGGAGCAAACCUGUACAGCCCUGUGUUCAGCCAGAGGUUCUACCUGGCUGAGGUCCAAGAAAAUGCCCCCCCAGGGUCAAAGGUCAUUCAGGUUCGAGCAACAGACGAGGACUCCGGGCUUUUUGGUCAGAUCACCUACUCCUUCAUCAAUGACCUUGGGAAAACUCAAUUCACCAUUGAUGCAGAUGGAGUCAUAUCCACUGCCCUGAAGUUAGACAGAGAGAAUCCUCUUAACAAGGACAUGGUGCUGACUGUUAUGGCUCUGGAUGGUGGAGGACGUGCAUCGUUCUGCACAGUACGAGUGGUUCUCGCAGAUGAGAAUGACAACGCCCCUCAAUUUAGGGCAGUGGAGUACCGUAUGAGCAUCAAAGCAAAUGUUGCCAAAGGUUCUCUGGUCACACAAAUCCAGGCCACUGACCCUGAUGCUGGGUCUAAUGGACGGAUAACCUAUUCCCUUUACAGCGAGGCACGCCUAUCACUGGUUGAUGUGCUGGAGGUGGAGCCAGACAGUGGCUGGAUGAUGACUAAGAGCACUGUGGACCACCUCCAGGGGACUGUGCUGUCCUUCUUUGUCAAAGCCACAGACUGCGGUUUGCCAGCCAAACACUCCCUGGUGUCAGCCUUCAUCCACGUUGUCCCCCCAGACGCGUUUGUUCCCUCCUUCAGCCAGCCUCAGUACUCCUUCACCAUUCCAGAAGACACAGCAGUAGGAACAGCCCUGGGGUCUGUGUACAUGGGCCCUGGACAGACCGGGUUCUUCUCUGCAGUCGGAGGAGAGACGCUCGACAGCAACCAAGGAGGGACCUUCCUGGUGGAGAGGGAAACUGGUCUGAUCCGUUUGGUCAAGCCUCUGGACUACGAACAGGUCAGCAUCUUUCGCUUCAAGGUCGCAGCAACAACAAGAAGAGACCUGAUCGAGUCUGUCUCCACUGUGGACGUGGAGGUUAAGAUUCUAGACGUGAAUGACAACAUGCCUGUGUUUGAGACUAACACCUAUGUAGCAACAGUGAUGGAGGGGAUGCCAAUAGGGACAAGAGUGGUCCAAGUGCGUGCACUCGAUCCAGAUUGGGGGUCCAACGGACAGGUAACCUACAGCCUCGGGUCUCUGCUCACCUACAACUUGGACCUAACAAAAGAUGCUCGCUCCUUCAGUGCCUCUUUCUCUACGAAUUCUUUCUUUGCCAUUGACAGUAAAACAGGCUGGAUCACCACAGUGAGUCAGAUGGACCAUGAGGCCUGCUCCAGCUACAGCUUUGAAGUAGUGGCCUCUGAUCUGGGGGAGUUACAGUCUCUCUCCUCCACCACAGUGGUUACCAUCACUGUGUCGGACGUUAACGACAACCCGCCGCGGUUUGAGAGAGAGCUCUACCGGGGUGCAGUAAAAGAGAGUGAUCCCCUUGGUGAAGUCGUGGCAGUUCUGAAAACUAAAGAUCGGGAUGGCGCUGACCAAAACCGCCUAGUCAGCUUUUACAUCACUGGCGGAAACCCGCGGGGCGUGUUUGGCUUGGCCCUCGUGCAAGGGGAGUGGAAGGUUUAUGUGAGUGGUCUACUGGAUCGUGAGCAGCAGGACUGGUACCUGCUCAACAUCACAGCCAGCGAUGGCCUAUAUGUCGCCCGCACUGCAGUGGAAGUUACCGUCAUGGAUGCCAAUGACAACAGCCCCAUCUGCAACCAGGCGGUGUAUAGCGCCUCUUUUCCUGAGGACAUUCCCACUAACAAGGGCAUUCUGACAGUGGGCGCAACAGAUGCUGACUCAGGCUCCAGUGCUGAGAUCCAAUAUUCACUAUUUGGCAUCGGGGUCGAAGAUUUCUACAUGGAUGCAAACACUGGUGAGUUGCGUACAGCCACUGUCAUGGACCGAGAAAUGACAUCCACCUACAAACUCAUUGCCCAGGCAACUGAUGGAGGAGGGUUGUUCUGCCGCUCUGACAUUUCUCUCAGGGUGUUGGAUGUGAAUGACAAUGCACCCUCUUUCUCCUCUACUCAUUACCUGGCUAGUGUAUAUGAGAAUGCCGCCCCCAAUGCUUUGCUUACCCGACUACAAGCCAGUGACCCCGAUGAAGGUCUAAACCGUACAGUGGUCUAUUCUUUGGUGGAUUCAGUCAAUGGGUUCUUUUCCAUCGACCCAGUAUCUGGGAUGGUAAUACUGGAGAAAUCUCUGGACAGAGAGAGCCGAGACUCAUAUCGGGUUCGUGUCCAGGCCACUGACCAAGCUGGGCAACAGGGGGCACUGUCCUCACAGGUCGAUUUGACCAUUUUGGUCCUGGAUGUGAAUGACAAUGCUCCAGUCUUCCAGAGGAGGGACUACGCUGUUACUGUGCCUGAGGAUGUUGCCGUGGGAACUGAGGUGCUACGAGUGUUGGCGACUAGUGCUGACAUCGGACCGAAUGCUGAGAUCACUUACAACAUCCGGUCAGGCAAUGAGUUAAAAAAGUUCACCAUAAACAGAAACUUGGGCUCUAUUUCUGUGGCUGAUGAUUUGGACUUUGAGGUGUGUAAGGACUACUACCUUACCAUUGAGGCCUGGGACAGCGGGGACCCUCCUCUGAGCACCGCUACCAUGGUAACCAUUGAACUCAUGGAUGUUAAUGACAACGCUCCUGCCUUCAGUCAGGACAUCUACAAUGUUCUAGUCAGCGAGGAUGCAUCUGUUGGGCAGACAAUUACAAGGGUAUUGGCAGAGGACCUGGAUAGCCAAGUGAAUGGGCGAAUCACGUACUCUAUUCUGAAAGGUGACCGUAGUAACCACUUCUGGAUUGACCCUGUGACAGGACUCCUCAAAGUCAAUAAACGGCUUGACAGAGAACUAAUAUCCAGGUACUCUUUGUCAGUGCAGGCGUUUGACAGUGGCUCUCCUGCCAUGUCCUCCACUGUCACCAUUAACAUCGACAUCUCCGACGUUAACGACAACCCUCCUGUCUUCACCCCGCCCAACUCCACAGCUGUCAUACAGCUAAACCAAGCUGCUGGCACCACCUUGCUGAAGCUGUCAGUCAGUGAUAAAGACUCCUCUAGAAAUGGCCCUCCCUUUGAGUUUCGCAUUGUUUCUGGAAAUGAGGGAAGUUUCCUCUCCCUGGACCAAACUGGAACUCUGAGGUCCAACCGUGUGUUUGGCCCUGAAGCCCCCAGAGAGUUCACCCUUGAAAUCCAGGCAAGGGACUCUGGUAAACCACGUCUUACCUCUUCUUCCUGGGUAUUUCUGAGGGUCAUUGGGAACAGUCAGUACAAACCAGCCGUCUCUCCCCUGGAAAUCUUCAUUGUCAUGAGGCUUCAGCCCAAGAGCAUGUUUAAGAUCAGCAGACAGGAUGGCAGCAUUGUGGCUCUGCCAGGCCUGGAACCUGGCAGAUACCAGAUGAAUGCUACAGUGAGUGAUGGACGUUUCGCUGUGAUAGCUGAUGUGUCAGUCCAGGUCGAGCAGGUGACAGACGUGCUGCUGCGUAGUGCCCUGACCUUACGUUUCAGCUCCCUGUCCCCGGAAGACUUGCUUGGUCGCUACCUCAGCCAGAUCAAACUAAUGUUACGGGGACUAGCUGGCUGGAAAUGGUCACCGGGACAACAAGAUCCCCUCCACAUACUUACUGUACAGCCAGUGAUGGGGACAUCUGACGUCGACUUACUUCUGGCCAUGGAGAGGCCAGAGACAUCGAGCUCUGGACGGAUGGGUGGCUUCUACUCUCAGCAAGAAAUGGCCGGAAAGCUGGAGGAAGCAGCAGCGCGGGGCCAGAUUCGGGGUGUCCUAGCUGGGGCAAUGGCGGUGAGCAGUGCUUGCUCUGGGGAGCUGGAUUGUGGGGACAGGGUGUGUGAACAGACACUGGUGAUGGAGGGUGGCUCACUGGUCACCUACAGCACAGAGAGGGUCAGCAUGGUGUCACCAAGGUUCAGCCGUACAGAGACCUGCACCUGCCCUGGAAGGACAUGCCAAACCCCUGUCGAGCUUUGUGAAGGUCAGUCCUGUCCAGCAGACAUGCAGUGUGUUCGCUCCGGUCCUACAGCGCCAUCUGUCUGCCAGUGUCAGCCUGACAGGCUAGAUGAGUGUGCAGGCCAAACCUCUCUGAGUUUCUCUGGAAAUAGUUACAUCAAGUACAGAGUGACAGACAGCGGCCAGAGCGGAGAGAUGAGGCUCGGCCUGAGAAUCAGAACACUUCAGAGAAGAGGAGUAAUUAUGUUCACUCGCGUUAACCCCUGUACCAUGCUCAAGAUUGAAGGGGGUCGACUAUGGUUCCAGCUGGACUGUGACAACACCCUUGGCAUUAUGGGUAUCUCUGGUAGACCAAUAAAUGAUGGCCUCUGGCACGCUGUAGCCUUGGAGCUGACUAGGAACUACACCCUCCUUUCAUUAGAUGACAGCUACGUGGAGCGCCGCCGAGCAGCCAGAGCACCUGUUCGCCUUUGGCCUCUGGCCGCAGAUUCCUCCUUCUUCUUUGGGGCCCAAGUGAGGCCACCAAAUGGGCAAGGUGAGAGGCCAAGCCCAGGGCCAAGGAGAAACCAGGGAGGGCCAGGACUCGGUGACCGUGGGGCAAGGGACCCACCGAGAGCCCAGGACGGUUUCCAGGGCUGCCUAGGCUCACUGAUGCUGAACGGUAACGAGCUACCACUCCAGAAUAAGAGAAGCCGAUACGCUGAGAUAGCCGGGCUGAGUGAGGUCAAGUUGGGCUGCGUGCUUUAUCCAGAUCCAUGCGUCAGCCAACCCUGCCUCAAUGGAGCCAUCUGUAGCAGCCUGCCCUCUGGAGGCUUCAUGUGCAGUUGCAGUGCUGGCUUCACUGGGGGGCGCUGUGAAAUUGAAUUGACAUCCUGCAUGCCAAACCCAUGCCAGAACGGUGGAGACUGCAAGCCUGUAGGCAGCGCAUUCUUCUGUGGCUGUCCUAGAGGACUCGGGGGACUUAUAUGUGAUGAGGAUGUAGAUGAGUGUGACCAGGAUGAGUGCGGGAAUGGAGGAGAAUGUGUCAACACAUUCGGGUCGUUCUACUGUAACUGCUCAGAAGGGUACGAGGGUCAGUUUUGUGAUGAUCAGACGCCUGGUGAUCUGGGGGAUGACACGCAGGCGGAGCCCCUGUCUUACGUCGGACCAGGAGAGAUCAUUGGAAUUGGGGUCCUUGUCUUUGUCAUCAUUCUCCUCCUCAUACUCUUCAUUGCCUUUAGGAAAAAGAUCAAAUUCAGGAAAGACUCAGUCCCGGGCUCAGGGACUCAGGCUGUGAUGGGAGUCUCAGCUAUUUCCACAGAAACCAGCUAUAUGCUGCACAAGACUGGCAUGGGGGCAGAAGGGAUUGAGUUUAAAGCAGUGCGUGUGUCAGGUUCACCAGGGGCCACAAGCACCUACGGUGAGGUGGGAGGCAGCACUGUGGGCCCUCCUCAGGUCAUGGUACGUCCGACUGCCCACUCCCCUCUACCAGGAGGACUCAGCAACCAGGGCAUGAGGAGCAGGGAUGGUGACAAGACCACUUCCAGUGAGGGCAGUCAGAUGAGCAGCUUCCUCUCAGACAUGUCUAAUAUCCGAGGCGUGGCCAAUAGGAGGGGCAUCGCAGUGUGCAGCGUGGCACCCAAUCUCCCUUCGGCAUCGGCCUGUCGCUCAGAGCACAGUCCGGCCCACAAAGUGUCCUGGGAGGGCGAGGAAACGAGGGAGGAAGGGCUGGAGAGAGCGAGAGAUGAGAGAGAGGAGGAAUGGGGGCAGAGAGCUUUUGAGUUGGAGAGAACACAGAGAGAUAACAGUCCACAGGUAGACUUGUCAGAGCUGGUAGACGAGGUGGCAUGUUUCUCAGACUCCACCUCUGAGGAGCACUCCCUCAGUUCCUACACGUCUGAGUCCUUCGAUGAUAACGCCUCCAUAGUGACAGUCAUACGUCUAGUCAAUGAUGCUGUUGAUAAUAUUGAAAGUGAAGUGUCAAACAUGGAUAAAGAACAGCGGCGGAACAGCCCUGUGACAGCAAGUCGCCACCUGCAGAGCAAAGAUGAGAUUUGUGUAGAGUUCAUCAAAGAGUACAUUGUGGAUUCGUACCACUGGGAGUCUUCCAGCCAGACUUCAAGCUGGGUGUCGCCAUCACGUCUGCGUCCACCAGAGGUUGGAUCCCAUUACGACCUCAGUGACACCCAGCAGAACAUCAGACGAGGCGGCAGCACGCGCUCUCUCCAGCUGGACUACAGAGUGAUGGGCAACAGCAGUGACACAAGCCGAGAGCGCGGACGGGAGACCAGCAAGAGAACCUUCCAGUGGGAGAGGAAUCAGUCGGGUGAGUGGGAAAGGAAACGCGUCCUGGACAGAGAAGAAAAGGGACGGCACGACAGGGAGGGAAAGAACACAGGCAACAGGAGCAGAGACAUGGGGGCAUGCCAAGACCACAGAGACCGCCAUCACUCACACGGUCAUGAUAGCUGUGAAGACAGCUCCUCACCUGUGUAUGAGGAAUACAGAGAAUCCAGCCUUGAUCCGGAGCAAAAUCAAGACACAGAGAGCCUUUAUGAUACUCUACCCCCGACCCGACGAGCCUACGAGGGAUACCCGUCAAGCCCCCCAGGCCUCAACCUGCACCCGGCUCAACUUCUGCCUCCCCUACGAGCGUGGGACUUACAGACAGGGGAGUGGAGGGGUUCGCAGGAGGAUCGUGAAGAGCUCAGUGCCAGCAGUCUGGCAGGUUCCGGGGAUGAGCUAGAGAGACUGCUGAACCUGGUGUCGCUCAGAGCCAGGAGAGCCACACGAAUAAACAGAGCCUCCACCGGAUCUGAACCUACAGCAGGCUGGGAUGGAUUUAAAUGAGCAGAUGAGACUGUUUCAGAGGAAUAGAUUUAAUAUACCUUUAUAAAUUAAAGAGAGGCAGCGACUCCCUCUGAUUAUACUUGACAUUUAUAAUACCACACCGCUGGUCCACCACCUAAAAUUAAUUAAAGGAUAAUAUUACCAUAUACACUUUGAUUAUUCCGCAUUAUUAUCCCGCUGUAAGCAAACACAAAUCUACCACCAAUCCCCCAGCUCAUUUAAAGGCUAGAGGAAUAAGAGGAAAUAUGUGCGUUCUCCUGACUCUACCUGUACUGCAUGAGAGUUUGGCUAUGAAUCAAUGCUAUUACAUUUAUUAUUUAUGGUGUCACUGUGGCACAGCAUUUAUUAACAUCAAAUUAAGAAAGGAUCCAGUAUGUUCCUGGAUUAGAUCAUGCAGAUGUAUGCGCAUACAGUAUGCUAUCAUGUAUUUCAUGCAUCAUUCUGUUGGAUCACACACCUACAGACCAAAACACACAUAAUCAUUUGUUAGCUCAACCAUGUAAUACUUUUUGCGUUUCUUAUUUUUAUUGAUGCAUGCCCGGGGUUGUUUUGGAGAGGAGAAACUAUUCGCCCACAUCCCAGACAUAGCCUCAGAGAUGCUGUUAAGAUUACCAUAAAUUGAUACCAGGGGAUCUUUAUUUAAUCAUUUAAUCAUUCCAUAAUGAUUUUUUUUUUAUUAUUAUACCAUUCAUUUGUUUGGUUGCUUGUUGCCUGUUCAUAAACACAAGCAUCCGGGGGAUCUGGCUUGUAUGACUGUAAUUAAAUACAGCACUUCAGGUGAUGCUCAACAGUA